CCAACUGCCGAUAAGUCCGUCUCCUUCUCUUUCCUCCUAUCCCUUGGGACGAAAAUGCUUCAAGUUUCUCAUAAAGUCCAUUGACUCAGGGUGAGAAGGCACAAUGGCCGAACGCAAGAUGUCAGAGGCAGCGUCCGCGACGAAGAUCCCCAUUCCCGCAGCUUCCUUCCCAACACACAACUCACCUCGCGUCUGGUUCCUCACGUCGUCGCUAUCACCUCUAGCUGUGCGGUUGAUCAGACUCCUACUUGCGCAUGGAGAUUACGUCGCAGCCGGCCUGCCACCCCACGAAAUCGAAGACGAGGACCGAAGUGCAGAGUUCAGAGAACUGAUCAACGAGUGCAAGAGCGGGGGGAGAGAUAGAGAGGGAUGGAAGGACAGGAUACGAGGGAUAAGAUGUGAUGGGCGAGUGAUGGGACAAUGUGGUGCUGCUGUUGCAGAAGCAGUUGAAGUUUUUGGACGGAUUGAUAUUUUGCUUUGCUGCACAUCAGAAGCGGUAGUAGGCACAGUCGAAGAACUCUCCACCAACGCAGCAACCCAAAACCUGGUCCGCGACCAAUUCGAAACAAUAUUUUUCAGCCAAGUGAACUUCAUAAAAGCCACACUCCCCCUUCUAAGAGAAAAGCACACCGGACAUUUGAUAAUCCUGACUGGAAUCGGAGGUCACAUUGGGACACCUGGGACGCCAAUAUACUCGGCCGCGACCUGGGCGCUGGAAGGAUACUGCGACUCCUUGGCAUAUGAAAUCGCGCCCUUUAACAUCAAACUUACGAUCGUGCAACCAAAUAAAGAGAUCUCGGUGCUUACGAAUAAGAUUACCUUUGCACCACAAUUACCCCAAUAUGAAAGCUCGAUUAACCCAGCACCAGGCUUGCGAGACAUCUUAACCAACGUGGUAAAUCUCCACCCCGAAACCCGCAUCAACGACCCCUCACGCCCCUCCUCCUCCAAGAAGAAUAAAAUAGUCUCCCGGUACCCACGCCUGCCCAGUGAAGCUCGAGACCGACUAGUAAUGGAGACAGUACACGCUUUGACAGCAAUAGGGGGUCACGAGAAUCCUCCAGCGAGACAUAUCGUAGGGUUCGAGGGCGUAAACAGCGUGAAAGAGAAGCUGAAGACUGUUAGUGAGGAGCUGGAAGACUUUGUCGAGGUGAGCUGUGCGGUCGAUAUUUUUAAGAGUGAUGUGGGACGGGCUGCGCUGAGCGGUGCGAAGGUGGACGCGCAUGCCGUACCUCUAGGGGCGGGGCCUUCGAGUUGAGGGGGGGGGGAAUAGCAAUUAAAGAGAUAUCAAGAUAUUAAUACAAUAAACCACUGCUGGUUUGGACAUGGAAAUUGAGUGUUCGGGGUUCUUUCCAUAUACGGAUGCCGAAGGUUUUGCGGAGUGAUAAUUCAAAUUUCC
Molecule: messenger RNA, 1399 nt
Organism: Hyaloscypha bicolor E
Lineage: Eukaryota; Fungi; Ascomycota; Leotiomycetes; Helotiales; Hyaloscyphaceae
Product: short chain dehydrogenase/reductase
Exons: 3
Coding region: 104-1258 (384 amino acids)
Source: RefSeq, a predicted model, not a curated record